Molecule: messenger RNA, 525 nt
Organism: Cooperia oncophora
Lineage: Eukaryota; Metazoa; Nematoda; Chromadorea; Rhabditida; Trichostrongylidae
Source: the annotation of a GenBank genome assembly
AUGGACACGAUGAAGUGCGCGCUCAACUUGUCGAUCUCAUCGAAAUGGAGCAUGCUAUCUGGAACGCAACAAGCGAGGAGUACAAAGAUAAAGACUGUAAAAGUAUGGCAUAGGAGAGAGUUCUUUGAAUCGAUGUGCCAUCUCGGAUAUCAGCAAAGUUUAGCAGAACUGAAAUCGAUGUGGAAAGCACUCAAGGACACGUGGACAAGAAGGCGGGCGCUGCUUACUGGUUCGGGAGUAAAGAGCAAAUGGGUGUUCGAUAAUUCGAUGAGUUUUCUAGAGGAUCAGGAGUACCAUGGAGGAACGGUUUCAAACCUCACUUCUGCCGGAAGUUUCUGUCCUAGCGUGUCAAGAUCUGGGUCGCCAGCACUUCAUGAUCCCGCAACUCCCACAUCUGACCCUUCAGCGUAUAGCGGGCCACUGGCCGGAAAAAUCAGCAGAAAACGCAAGAGCGAUGAUGAGUUUCUUGAGAUGAAUUUAAUAGUCGAAUUAGCUGCGCCGAGGAGCCUCUUCCAGAGCCUCUGA